Molecule: messenger RNA, 3087 nt
Organism: Hevea brasiliensis (rubber tree)
Lineage: Eukaryota; Viridiplantae; Streptophyta; Magnoliopsida; Malpighiales; Euphorbiaceae
Product: nuclear poly(A) polymerase 4
Exons: 12
Coding region: 423-2549 (708 amino acids)
Cellular component (GO): nucleus
Molecular function (GO): RNA binding; poly(A) RNA polymerase activity
Source: RefSeq, a predicted model, not a curated record
UCAAAGCACAGCUCCAAAAAGCACCGAUACCGAUUCGGCUGUCCCCGAUUAAUAUCCGCCAAAAAAUCAACUCCUCGCUGUUUCUCUCUCUAGAAACCCUCUCUCUGAACUCACCAACCAAUCAGGCCCUUCUUUCUGUCUCUCUCUCUCUCUUAGUUGUGGUUUGACGAUUUGAUUUUCUUUGCGCGUUUUCUUCCCCUUUUUUUGCUAGGGUUCGCAAUUUUUUAUUUUGUCGAUUUUCUUCGUGCUUAACUUUUUUUUUUUCUUUUCCUUGUCGUAAUUUGUUGCAAUUUGGAGUUUCGGAUUUGGGAUUUUUCGUUGGGUUCUAGGUUUUGAAGUUUGAUUUCAACUAUUCCUUGAUCAAAUUUUGUCUCUUUGGGGUGAUUUAGGGUUUUUUUUUUCUUUCUUUUUUGGUCGCCGAGAUGGUGAGUUCGGAGGGAUUGAAUUCAUCACAGCCACCGAAGCAGUACGGCGUAACGAAACCGAUAUCUAUGUUGGGGCCAACGGAUGCUGAUAUGCAAAGAAGCCGCGAAUUGGAGAAGUUCUUGAGUGAUGAUGGCCUUUAUGAGAGCAAAGAGGAAGCCGCAAAGAGGGAGGAGGUUCUGGGUCGGAUUGGGCAGAUUGUAAAAGAUUGGGUGAAGCAGCUUACUCGCUUGAGAGGGUACACAGAUCAAAUGGUGGAGGAUGCCAAUGCUGUCAUUUUCACUUUUGGCUCUUAUCGGCUUGGGGUACACGGUCCUGGAGCUGACAUUGACACAUUAUGUGUUGGACCGUCUUAUAUCAAUAGAGAGGAAGACUUCUUCUUUGUAUUGCACAACAUGUUGUCUGAAAUGGAAGAAGUUACAGAGCUGCAACCAGUUCCAGAUGCUCAUGUACCUGUGAUGAAAUUCAAGUUUGAUGGAAUAUCGAUUGAUCUUCUUUAUGCUAGUAUUUCUCUUUUGGUGGUACCGGAUGACUUGGACAUCUCGGAUGUUUCUGUUCUAUAUGAUGUUGAUGAGCCUACUGUUCGAAGUCUCAAUGGCUGCAGGGUUGCUGAUCAAAUUCUUAAGCUUGUUCCCAAUGUUGAGCAUUUUCGCACAACACUCCGGUGUUUGAAGUUGUGGGCUAAAAGACGUGGUGUUUAUUCCAACGUGACUGGGUUUCUCGGUGGUGUGAACUGGGCCAUUCUUGUUGCUCGAGUGUGCCAACUUUAUCCUAAAGCAAUUCCUAGUAUGCUUGUUUCUAGAUUUUUUAGGGUCUAUACACAGUGGCGCUGGCCAAACCCUGUUAUGCUGUGCCCAAUUGAAGAGGAUGAACUUGGAUUUUCCGUUUGGGAUCCCCGUAAAAAUCCUCGUGACCGAACUCAUCAUAUGCCAAUAAUAACCCCCGCCUAUCCAUGCAUGAAUUCGAGCUACAAUGUAUCAACAAGUACACUACGUGUCAUGAUGGAGCAGUUCCAGCAUGGUAACAAGAUCUGCGAGGAGAUAGAGCUGAAUAAAUCCCAAUGGAGUACUCUGUUUGAGCCACACUUGUUCUUUGAAAGCUACAAAAACUAUCUGCAGGUUGACAUAGUCGCAGCUGAUGUUGAUGACUUGCGUUCUUGGAAAGGCUGGGUGGAAUCCCGGUUGAGGCAGUUGACUCUUAUGAUUGAGCGAGACACGUAUGGGAAGUUGCAGUGUCAUCCAUACCCUCAUGAGUAUGUGGAUAACUCCAAACCAUGUGCCCAUUGUGCUUUUUUUAUGGGCUUGCAGAGGAAACAAGGGGAGAUAAUUCAGGAAGGGCAGCAGUUUGAUAUCCGAGGGACAGUAGAUGAAUUUAGGCAUUCCAUAAACAUGUAUAUGUUUUGGAAACCUGGAAUGGAAAUUUAUGUCUCUCAUGUUCGUAGGAAGCAGAUCCCUUCUUAUGUUUUUCCAGAUGGUUAUAGACGUCCUCGACAUCCUAGGGUCUCGUCACAGCAACCGUCUGAUAAACCAUCCUAUGAAGAUGGUGGUGCUUCCCGCGUUGGCUCUGGGGAGAGAGGCCUUAAAAGGAAAAGAGAUCCUGAUGAAGCGAACGUGAAAAAUGAUAUGCCAGAUAAACGGUGUUCUAUUAGUCCUCAGAGGCGGGAUUCAAUUUCUCCUGAAAUUAUCAGUCACAAGUUUGGUGGUACAUCUGCAUGCUUGGCAUUCUCUGAAGGGAAUGAAAUGUGUGAAGUUGAUAAAAAGAUGUUUUGCCCUGAUGAUGUUGAAGGGGGAUGUACAUCAAAUUCCAGUGUAAUCACCUCCCUUUCAAGUGACAUUGGUUCAUGUGAGGAUAUUGGAAAUGAAUCAGUAGCAGGUAGCAGCAAGGGGAACAAUGGAAGUGCUGAUGGGAGUGUCGAAGGAAGUAAUAACGUGGUAUCUUCUCAAAGUGAUUCUGGUGAUGCAGAUUCUUUGUGUCAUUUGGAAAAUGUGUGUCGAGAUGGCAGUGGAGUAUUUCAAGAUGGAUUGCGGGAAGAGUUUGAGCCAAAUGCUGCGGUUGUGGAUGGAGUUGAUGCGGAAGCUGUGCAGAAACCAGUGUUAAGCAGGUUAAGCUUGACAUCAACAGCGUGAGAUAUCAGAAGUUGGAUAAAAACUAAAGUUCUUUCUGUCCAUGUUGCCGUCCAUUAGACGGAAGGCCAGCAGUUUGGGGUAAGUGUUACAUUACUUGCUGGCUUUCUUUUCUUGCGUUUUUUCAGGCAUGCUUGUUAGUAUAAUGCGGAACAGAGAUCAAAUGGAGGCACAAUUGGAAGAGCUCUGCUGUGUGUGGCUUUGUCAUGUUCAAUGCACAAUGUUGCAUUUGUGAAGUACAUUCUGUUCCCAUGCUUGGACACAAAAAAACAAAAACAAAAAAAAAAGAAAAGAAAAAGAAAGGAAAAAAAUUCUGUUCCCAUGAGCAGCAAGUGUGGCAGGUGCUUCAAAGUAUUUAGAUUGGAUGAGGAUAGGGGGAUCGGUGUGUAAAAUUGGUUUAGUGUUCUUCUAGUUGAGAGGUGUUGAUAUAUAUAUACAUAGCACUGAUGUUAACGAGAGGUUAUGGCAUUUGGUUUAAUAUGCCUUGUCUUUAUGAUACCUUUUGCACCUUUGCCUACCGUGUAAUAUAAGAAUUUGUCAA